Molecule: messenger RNA, 1836 nt
Organism: Bursaphelenchus okinawaensis
Lineage: Eukaryota; Metazoa; Nematoda; Chromadorea; Rhabditida; Aphelenchoididae
Source: the annotation of a GenBank genome assembly
AUGACCGGCAACGAGCGCAACGAGCCCCAAUGGGUCGCUCCUUCAUCGACUCAGGUACAAGCACAAGUGCGUGAUAUUUCUUCCUUGUUUACAUUACUGAGUUACAGCUCUCUGUCAGCCACACACAUUCGUUUAUCACUGUAUUUUGUUUCGUAUAGUACGACUUUAUUGCACUGGCAAUUGUUUUUCGAGUAUAGUUGAGUUGUAGUCAACAUGUCACAGUUGAGCGUAACCAACGUCCAUUUGGGUAUAUUGUAGUUGGGUAAAUGUCCACUUCACGGACAUGUACCCGACCAAUGGUAAAUAUUUGACUUGUAAAUAUUGAGAUACGAACAUCUUGUGACAGUCGACUUGUAAACAACAUGUUAUAAUUGAGUUCAGCCAAUCUUCGUACUUCCUAUUUACUAUACUGUUUAGGAUGUGCCACCAGACUACGAGACAAUUGGUACUCUGUUCGGGUACGCCUUACUGGCACUGUCAUGGCUGUUGAUCGUGGUGACCUUCCCCUUUUCGAUGUGCCUAUGUCUCAAGGUAAUCAAGGAAUACGAAAGGGUAGUAAUCUUCCGAAUCGGUCGACUGGUCUUCGGUGGGGCUCGAGGGCCGGGUAUGAUCUUCGUCAUCCCCUGUGUGGAUACCUACAGAAAGAUCGAUCUCAGGUAAGCCAGUAGAUUGUGUAUAGUUUAUAUUAAGAGCUUUAACUUAAGUAUAUGAUAGAGCAUCGUGCACAUAUCAUGUGUUUAUGAUUAUACCUUUAGCUGUUUAACAAUAUAAUUUUAAAGUUCCCAUUCCUUGUAUAUUACACAUAAUCUGCAUAUUCCAACCAAAUUUGUUGUUUUAGAGUGGUGUCAUACGCUGUUCCGCCUCAGGAAAUUCUGUCCAAAGAUUCGGUAACUGUCAGCGUAGACGCCGUCGUUUAUUUCCGUACCUCAGACCCCAUUGCCUCUGUAAACAAUGUGGACGACGCCAUCUACUCCACCAAGCUCCUCGCCCAGACCACGCUGCGUAACGCCCUGGGUAUGAAGACGUUGACGGAGAUGUUGACGGAGAGAGAAGCCAUCGCCCAACUCUGCGAGACCAUCCUCGACGAAGGCACCGAGCACUGGGGAGUCAAGGUGGAACGAGUCGAAGUCAAGGAUAUCAGAUUGCCACAACAACUCACUCGAGCCAUGGCUGCCGAAGCCGAGGCCGCGCGUGAAGCCCGUGCCAAGGUAGUCGCGGCCGAAGGAGAACAAAAAGCCUCGAGGGCAUUGAAAGAAGCUGCCGAUGUUAUUCAAGUACGUUCACAGCCUUCCCAAAUAGAAAGCGGAAAUUUGCCUUCACAAUAACCAGAUCCGCCUUUCAAAUUUAUCAAAAAUGAGAAAUUAGAAUUCAAAACGGGAAAGAACCGUACAGAACAGACAAUUUUAUAGAAAGAUGAGAAUCCUAAAGUAACACAUAAAUUUUCAGGCCAACCCAGUAGCGCUUCAACUCCGUCAUCUCCAAGCGUUGAACAGCAUUGCGUAAGUUAAUUUGAAUAAAAUUAUGACAAAUGGACUCAUACAGACCAUUUAUGUCAAUAAAAAGCAUAAAAAAUAUUGAUAAAUAACUAUUUUUACGCACUUUAUACAAGCUAUUUACGAAAAUAUUCCUACAAAAAUGCACACAAGCUAAUGUCCCAAAUCCUCAGAAAAUAUGUUAGCAUAGCCCCUAUCACAAUACAUGUUAAUAUUGUUUAUUCCCUCGGCCAUAUCAUGCCAAAUAUAAAUUAAAAUACUUUACAGAGCUGAACACAACUCAACGAUCGUAUUCCCUGUGCCUGUGGAGAUGUUUGGCGCCUUCAUGAAGAAAGACGACUAG